UUUGACUUUUAAUGGUUCGAUUAUUAUUUGCAUCUUUUGGCUUUGGCUAUCAGAGGAUAUCAUUUCGUUCAACGGGGUGUACAAAGUGCUGUUGGAAAGGCAGACAAAGCUUGUUAUAUAAUUUGAUGCCUUUGAGGCUGGCUAUGGGAGGAAGAGGCGUUACGGAGGUCGAAGGAACGAACUGUUCGAAGAAGAUAGAACAGAAGCGUCCACUGACGGAAGCUUUUAACAAACCAGAAAAGUUUUUUUCCGCAAAAAAGUUUAUUGAUUUGGAAGCAAGAGAGGAAGAAUUAUUUCGUUUAUUACUUGAUGCUGUGAACGUCCUGGAAACAGGUACCACUCUUCGUGUAGCGGGAGGUUGGGUUAGAGAUAAACUCUUGAAAAUUAACAAGGAGGAUCCGGACAUCGACCUAGCUCUAGAUAAUAUGAUGGGUCGAGAGUUUGCGAAUAAGUUACAGUUCUAUUUGAAAUCCCGAAAUAUCACUUGUGGUCACAUUGCAAUUAUUCAACAGAAUCCAGAGCAGUCCAAACAUCUGGAGACUGCCAGAGUGAAAGUCAACGGCAUUUAUUUAGACCUUGUCAACCUAAGGAAGGAAAGCUAUGCUCACCAUAGUCGAAUUCCCGAGAUCCAGAUAGGGACGCCAUAUGAAGAUGCUGUUCGACGUGACUUGACUAUAAACUCACUGUUUUAUAAUCUAAACGAAGACAUUAUAGAGGACUUUAGUGGAAAGGGCUUCGACGACUUGAAAAAUAGAAUAAUUCGAACCCCGAUGGAACCUAAAGAAACACUUUUAGAUGAUCCUUUGAGAGCUCUUAGAGUCAUACGAUUCGCUACUCGGUUUGACUUUGAUAUGGAUCCUGCCCUGUAUAAUUGUUGUAAGUCUCGUGAAGUACAUGUGGCACUUGGAGAGAAAGUUAGUCGAGAAAGAGUUGGAAGUGAAAUAGAUUAUAUGCUUAAGACAGCUAGUUAUGUUCGUGGAAUUGGAAUUCUUUAUGAAACUGGGCUUUAUAAGGCAGUUUUUAUUCAUCCACGAGUAAUUGAUUCAUCCUAUAGUCUAGAGGAUUCAUUUUAUCAAUCAUUGCUGUCAAUCUCCAAGUUAAACUGGAUACGACAGAGAAAGAUCCUUAGUUAUCACAGUGCUAUCGAAGAACACACAAUCCUUGAAGAACUUGGAGUAUUUUCUGUUGCUUUUCAUUUUUAUGAAACGUUUGACGAUAGAAACAAAGUCAAUUUGGCACAAUAUAUUCUUCGACAUUGUCUGAAGAGACGUGUUAGAGAAUGUGACUCAAUAAUGACAGUCCUUGAAGGCUCCACUGAAUUGAUGGCCCACUUAAUCAACGAUGUUCCUUCAAGUGAUAUGAGUCGAGGUGUUGACGGAGAGCCAUUAAGACUGACUAUUGGCCGAAUUUUAAAAAGGACUGGUAGUCUAUGGAAUAUAGCAUUCAAAGUUGCUUGUUGUAGAAUAUUGAAAGGUGACCUCCAAUGGGAUACGUUUUCACAUGGGAGAGCGAAUGACAUAUUUCGAGAGAGCCGAGAAGAUUCGAAUACAUUUCUCUCUAGAAUAAGAAGUUGGGAAUCUUUCAUUAUUCAACUUGGAAUAGAAGAUAUUCACAAAUGGAAACCACUUUUUAAUGGCAACGAAGUUUUAUCUUUGCUGCCAAAGCUUCCACGAGGUCCAAAGAUGAAGCAAAUUCUCGAUGCACAAAUUGAAUGGAUGUUGAUGAACCCCAAAGGAACAAAGGAAGACUGUCGGAAAUGGUUACUUGAUGAGUACCAAGUAUACUGUGAUCCUUCUAUGUAAGCAAAAUAACUUUCCUCUCAUUCAGAAUAACAUAUUUCUCGAAGAAAAUUGUAUUGUACGGACUUAUGUAGUUUAUAAAUUUAGAGAACAAUAAAGGAGAGGAAGUUUCU
Molecule: messenger RNA, 1912 nt
Organism: Galdieria sulphuraria
Lineage: Eukaryota; Rhodophyta; Bangiophyceae; Galdieriales; Galdieriaceae
Product: tRNA nucleotidyltransferase (CCA-adding enzyme)
Exons: 2
Coding region: 12-1802 (596 amino acids)
Biological process (GO): tRNA 3'-terminal CCA addition
Molecular function (GO): RNA binding; ATP:3'-cytidine-cytidine-tRNA adenylyltransferase activity
Source: RefSeq, a predicted model, not a curated record